Messenger RNA from Cadophora gregata, 498 nucleotides. RefSeq lists its product as uncharacterized. Bases 1 to 498 code for a protein of 165 amino acids. The transcript has 2 exons. Lineage: Eukaryota; Fungi; Ascomycota; Leotiomycetes; Helotiales; Ploettnerulaceae. The record is from RefSeq and is a predicted model, not a curated record.
AUGGGCAUGACCUGGCUCUCAGUUCUCGAGGUCACCUUCUACUAUGUCUCUCUCCCUAUUACGAUCAUUUUCCGGUGGAUCGUGGCAUGUCUCACGCUAGUUUCCAACCUCGCGAUGUACAUAUCGUCAGGCUUCCUUUUGCCGCUGAGAUUUCUGGCAAAAUUCGAGACUAUGUUUAUCUAUCUCGGUGUUGCUGCUGUCAUAGGCCUCAUCACUGGAUCUAUCCUCCAUCUUUCAUCUAGUCUUCUCGAUUCUGUUUUCAACUUGACCACUGCGCCGGAAGAGACCGGCAGAUCCGCAGCUUCGGUUCGAGCUGCACGUGAGCAGAAGAAGCUUGAGCAAGCAUGGGACAGGAUUCCGACCAAAAGUACGAAGGGUGACCUGCGUAGUGAUCCUGAGAUGGAGAGGUUUGCAGAGUGGCUUGAGAAGGGAGAUCAUGGGGUGCUAGGCCAGACCAUCCUUGAGGAGGAUGACUCGGAUGAUCUGGAUGGAUUUUGA